CACAGAUGGCAGCAGUGCCGCUGGCUAUACAGAAGGCUGGGUAACAAACAACAGGCGGCUGCUGGAACAGAGAGGGCGGCCGCAGGCUUCUCCCUGCACUGUUUACACCGGCGAGUCAGUGACCGUUCCGACCUGGCUCCGUCCUGACAGAGGGAGAGAUCCGCUCUGCUCUCCAGACCCCCAGCUUGCGCCGCAUGACGCUUAGCAUACGGCAGCGUUUAGUUCCCUUCCUAGAGAGGACCUUUCCCAUAAGCCCCUGGGUCCAUGUCACAAACUAUUUAGAAUAAUAACCUGGAGCGAGCGACAGUUGACUGACGUGGACGAUAAAUCGCGCCGUGCUGAUGGGCGGUAUCUAAUCUAUAGGAAACGUCAGUGCAGCGCGACUUUAAGUCGCGUCACGUAUACAGUGCCGGCCGAGCGACUCGCUCGAAAAAUAAAGCAUGGGAGCGGCGCACUGUUCUUAGCUGGAGGAAGUGCUGCUAGUGCAGGCGGCUGGUGCAGUGUAUAAGAUGCAGGUUGGCCCCUUCCUCUUUUACGUCCACUCAUGGUAGUGCUCAGCCAGUGUGCGCUCCCAGCUGCAGCUGUGUAUGCUGUGCUCAACUCAAGUGGCGGAAUGAGACUUAGCUGCACUGUAACCCAAUAAUGAUGGUUGGGGCAGACACCUGUUCCCGCUGUAUGUUGGUGACGCAGUUUACAACCACGCUGCAGCUUGCAUGCCCUGUCUAUCAUUCUUCAUACACUUCACCGUGGAUUUAUGGACUUUGCUUACUUGUUUGAACAUUUAACUUACAAUAUGGUGAAGCAGAUAGUUAUAUGACCCUAUCCUUACAACGUAGCAUGGUACACAGGUUGUGUGACUCUACCAUGGUACAAAGUGCCUCUCUACUGGUUCCAGGAGUGUUGUGCUUGAGGUUACCACUCUGAAGAUGACUCUUCCACCCCCAGAUCCAAAAUUUGACCUGAGAGGUGCUAGUGGAGAAAUCAGUUGCCUGCAUUUCAGUUGUAACGUUGAUAAACCAUGUCCUCCACUUCUAUUUUCAGGAUCCUCCAGUGGACAGAUUCACGUGUGGAAUCUAAAUACGCGUAGAGCAGAGACUGUGCUAAAUGGACAUAAUGGCAAGUCAGUCUACUGGAUCCAUACUCUUCAUAAUAGAGACAGUCUCAUGAGCCAAGGCAGAGAUCUGCAGAUAUGUAAAUGGAAUUUAUCACAAGGAAGGAAUGAAGUGACAGAUUCUAUUGCUGUGGAUAGUGUUGGUUUCUGCAAAUGUUCUUUAUUAAAUAAAGAACAUUGUCUACUAGCAAUGCCAGGAAGAGAGUCCUCACAGGUUCAAGUUUUGGACCUGGCAUCAAAAAAGAUAAUGAGCUCUAUGGAUCCCGCUGCAGAUAGAUUUGGGAUGGCAAUGUGCAUGAAGCUGUGGCAGCCUAAAUCAGGAUCUAGCCCUUUGCUUAUUGUUGGCUAUGAGGAUGGAUCAGUGGCUCUGUGGAAUGUCUUAGAACACAGAAUGAUGAGCAGGCUGGUGUGCCACAAGGAGCCUGUUAUAAGCCUUGACUUUGACUGUAUGAGUGACAGAGGGGUCUCUGGGUCCGCUGAGAAAAUAUUGAGUGCCUGGAUCCUUGAUGAACAGCAGAACCUCAAGAAUUACAAAGUUCAAGAGCUAGUCAACCCAGGGAUUGCUGACAUCACAAUACGGCAGGACAAGAAGAUUUUGGCUACGGGUGGCUGGGACUAUCGUGUUCGUGUGUUUGGGUGGAAGAAAAUGAAACCAUUAGCUGUCCUACAGUACCAUUCUGCAUCUGUACACUGUGUGUCCUUUUCAGAUCACAUUAUUCCUGAAGAAAGAUUGCUGGCUGCUGGAUCUAAAGAUCAACGAAUUAGCUUAUGGUCAAUAUAUCCACAAAGCUAAAGAAGCAAUUAACACAAACUAAUUUACUGUUUUGUUUUGUUUUUUGAUUUUUUUUUGCUAGUUUUAAUAAAAUGUAUAUUAAAGUGAACAGCACUUAUAAAUACAAUCUCCAAAUCUUUGCAACUGCUUUGAGAACCCUAUCCAGAUAAAACAGGGAUGUACAUGCCUGUUAUGUUUUUACUGUAUGUAAGAAUCUUUUAGAGCUCCUCUCAUUCAUCCUUGUACGUGACAGCAUGAAGAGUGUCAGGUGUCAGUAAAGUGUGCCCGUUCCAACUGUUAUCAAACUCCGCACAUGUCACUCUGCCUCUAUAUUUUUACAUUUUGUCACACUCUGAGGAGUUCGUUUAGCUUCUGUGUUUGCAUACUUACUGUGAUUACUCAGCCAACAUACACAAAGGAAGUGAUAUUAAAGGAAAGCUCAUUAAACCAAUCUGUUACCACUAGUCUGCAGGUCUCAGGUCCACAUGCUCUGAAAUAUUUGCAGGCCUCAAUGAAUUUUACAGACUGCAUAGAAGUACAGUAUAGAGUCACAAGCUUUAUUGAAAUACUGCAUUUACCGUUUUGGAAACUAUCCUUGUUUUCAGUGUAGGCUACAUUUAUAUUUUAAUAAUUAUUUGAAAUUCAGAUUGCUGCAUUUUAGAAGGUAAUAUAGAGCACACUUACAGAGCUGAAGCUAAUUUUAAUUUAAAUGUUUUUGACUAAGGUUUUUUUCCAGUAAUGACACUAAGGGGGAGAUUCAAAUGUUUGAAAAGUCGGUCGGGUGUCUGUUUUUUCCUGUCUAUUAGAUAGGAAAAAACAGACUCCCAACUGACUUUUCAAACAUUUGAAUCUCCCCCUAAGAAUUAUGCGUAGAUCUGCCAUUUUACAUUUCAUAGUACUGAUUGUGUUCUAGUUAUAGAAUCCAACUUGCUCAUCUGCGGAAAGAUGUCAAAUUGAUGUUUAUUUUUAAAGCUUAGAGUUUUUCCCCUCAUACGCCAACUUAUAUAAUUACGUUUUAGUAUGCAAGCACACUUUAAAAUAAAGCUGCCAUCAUAAUCUGACAUCAUUCGCAAUACAUCACAAACUAUUUAUGGUUGCUGCAGAUAUAUCCUGUAUUGUUAUUGAGCUAAUUAGGGUAAUAAAGAUAAAGUUGUGAAAGUGUGAUAAUGA
Messenger RNA from Pseudophryne corroboree (corroboree frog), 3053 nucleotides. It is a transcript of the gene GNB1L, whose product is annotated as G protein subunit beta 1 like. The transcript has 7 exons. Bases 927 to 1904 code for a protein of 325 amino acids. Lineage: Eukaryota; Metazoa; Chordata; Amphibia; Anura; Myobatrachidae. Gene Ontology annotation, molecular function: protein binding. The record is from RefSeq and is a predicted model, not a curated record.